This is a messenger RNA of Drosophila subobscura, 1476 nucleotides long. RefSeq names its product LHFPL tetraspan subfamily member 3 protein (gene Tmhs). Gene Ontology annotation, biological process: sensory perception of sound. The record is from RefSeq and is a predicted model, not a curated record. Gene Ontology annotation, cellular component: plasma membrane. The coding region runs from base 255 to 1052 and encodes 265 amino acids. The transcript has 6 exons. NCBI's taxonomy places the organism in Eukaryota, Metazoa, Arthropoda, Insecta, Diptera, Drosophilidae.
CAAGUAUUUCAAGCGCUGAACGCGACGGUUCUCUGAGCGGGUUUCACCAAAACAAGCGGAUCUUUCUCUCCCACUGCGAAUAAAUUCAGUUCAGUCGCGAGUUUUUCCACCAAAUUAAUGCAAAUUGAAAAAUUUAAAUACAAAUAAUAAACAUAUAGUAUAUAAGCCGUGAUACAAUUCAAGCGCCUUCAGGCGAAACCUGUUCUCGAGCACUACACAGUAAUCAAAGCAAACAAAGAGGCAACUCCACUGAAAUGGGCACAAAGAUCGAGUACGUGGACACCACACAUCUGUACGCCUCCAAGUACAUUCGCAACUCAAAGGCGAUCGGCGUGCUCUGGGCCAUCUUUACCAUCUGCUAUGCCAUCAUUGGCAUUGUGGCAUUCGUGACGCCAGAAUGGAUUGGGGAUCCGGACAAUGAUGGCGCUGGCCGGCUGGGACUCUGGCAGCAAUGUCAGCGCGAUGAGAUCUUUGACAAUUGUCGCCGCCGCUGGGAGAACGUAUUGGCGGUGCCGACCUUCUCGUUUCAAUUGGCAACCUUCUUCAUGAUGGGCGCCAUUGGGCUGGCCUUGUUGACCAUCUUCUUCUUGGUUUGUUUGCUGUUUAUGAAGUCGACGCGUGUUUUCCACAUUUGCGGUUGGAUGCAGAUAAUAUCAGCUCUGUGCAUGAUUGUGGCCUGCGCUGCAUUUCCCUUUGGCUGGAAUUCGGAUGAUUUCCGCAAGAUUUGCGGCCCGGAAGCGAAUCGAUUCGAGCUGGGCCUCUGCGGCAUUCGCUGGGCUUAUCCCCUGGCCAUAAUCGGCUGCGUGGACGGUGUCGUCUUGGCCACUCUGGCCUUCAUCUUGGCCACGCGGCACGUACGUCUGCAGCCAGAUCCACUCUAUCAGACGUCGCUCUAUAAAGGUGAAAUCAACAAUGCCUAUCUGACGGAUGCCAUUAGUUUGGCAGGCUCACGGAAAUCCAAUCCACACAUUACGGGUCUGAAUCUGCAGCCCAUUCUGUUGGUGGCACCGCCAAAUGAGGACAGCAUAUCGCAGUUUUCCCGCUAUCACUGAGCAUUCGAUUUUCUCUUGGAAUUCCAACGAUUCAUCCGAGACAUCAACCAAUGCUACGCUUAGCACGUACAGCAACCUGGGAAUGGGAAGUUGAAAGCUUAGCUUAGCGGUUACCGGUUAAGAGCUUUUUACCGUUUCGUUUUGAAUUUGAAUAGUGGUUUUCGCUGCCUUGUGCUUGCCUUUCUCUCUCUCUGUGUCUCUCUUGUGUGAGUGUUUUGUAUGAACCGAGUGUCUGAAUAAUUGUUUGCGACUGACUGAAUGCCAAUUUGUAGUUAAGUAAGCUCCGACUAAUUUAACACCUUUUGUAUAGCUUGUGCCUAAAAUGUAAACAUCGACUAAGGAAAUGCAGAAAUGCGAAUUCUCUGCCUGUAAAUUAUAUACCCAUAAACAAUAAAAGAUGUACAAAUAUUAAACAUACACGUAA